Molecule: messenger RNA, 909 nt
Organism: Symbiodinium pilosum
Lineage: Eukaryota; Dinophyceae; Suessiales; Symbiodiniaceae
Source: the annotation of a GenBank genome assembly
AUGGCUGCACGGAUAUGGCUUUGCUGGUUGCCCUGUGGAUUAGCAAAGAUUGGGUGGCCACUUGGCUGGCCCACCUCACUGGAGUUCCUCUCUAAAGGAUCUGAUGCUGAGUUCUUCGAGUUUGUAAACCCUCUUGCUGACAUGACAGAGCUGUCGUACACUGCAACCUGGGGCACGUACUACAAGCCAUCAGCACAGAACCAAUCCGUGGAAGGCUGGAGGCGCAUGUGGCCGGAGGCGAAUCCGGUGGAGGGUGGCAUGCGAGCUUUGACAUUCGUGCAGGAGAGGUCAGGGCGUGGCGUGGUUGUGUUCCGUGGCACCGACCUCGACUCCAGCGGCACAAGCGGACAAGCGGACGCUUGCGCAAAUGCCGAAUUGGCACACGCACCGCUGCCUGGAUACUGCAACCAAUUUACGUCUUUUCAGUUGGACUAUGUCUCCCGUGCUCUUGACAUAGCGCGCAAAGCUGCAGAAGUGCAUCCAACAGUAGAGUGGCUAUACACUGGCCAUUCACUUGGUGCGGAGCUGGCGAACGUCGUUGGUGCCGUCAGAGGCGCAGCCGUCCUGGGCUUUGCAGCUCCAGCUGUACUGCCGGUGCUCAGAGACCGCACAGCAGUUGACCCCCAUCAAUUGCCUUUCUGGAAAUCCUUGUCUUUAUACAACGAGCUGGACCCCUUGCGCUUUCAGGCGCUUGGGCAGCUCCCGGGUGCAAACUGUAGCUGGGUCAACCAGCCAGAUGUGCCGUCGUGUGAUGUUUGUGAACUCCAUGGCAAAAUCGACGAGGGAUCCCCCGAAUGUAAGCAAUGCUUCUACAAAACCCACAUCUUGAAAUCGUAUCUUGCCCUUCUGAGAUCAGGACAGCGCCCCGUCUGUCCGGAUGCAGAGUUAGGUGACUACCUUGUUGUUUAG